GUGGCGGCAGCUCGUCGUGGGUCGGGUCGGGCCAGUCAGUCAGUCAGUCGGUGGGCCGCGUAGCCUUAGGACGCGCGCUCCUCCAGUGUAGUGAUGAUCAUGUCCACUCGCCUCGGGCCUCGGUGACGACGCGUGUGACCAAUACAUUAUUCCGCAUCAAGUGUCAACCAGUACUUCACUCUUAAGUCUUUGUGAUUUUGUUCUGCAUUUUUGUAAUGAUGGCAACAAGUUUCUUUUCGUUGGUGAAAGAGGAACCUGAUACAGGACACGAUAUUAUGGAAACUACACCUGUGGCACUGCCACCCACAAGCGUGGGCAUGGGCGGUCAUACAUCCCCGGGGAGCGGUGGCCCACAUGUAGGUGGCCCGCCCAUGCAGGCUGGCAUGCCUUUGACACCCGUUACCCCCACCAGCCUUCAGCCGCCCCCACACCACCGUAUCGAGAUUGACCCAAACUUCGAGCCCGUGGCACGCUCGCGCUCGAACACGUGGCCGCUGCCCUGCCCCGAAGGCUACAUGGAAGGGGAAGAGCCCGUGGCGGUCGCCACCGAGGGCCCGGUCCCCGUUGACCAGCCGCGGCCUCCUGGCGCCGUUGGUCCGGGCGACCCUCCGGGCGGCCCGCCCAAGAAGAACACCUCCCGCCGGAACCCCUGGGGCAACAUGUCCUACGCCGACCUCAUCGCGCAGGCCAUCAUGUCGUCCCCCGACGGGCGCGCCACGCUGUCCCAGAUCUACGACUGGAUGGUUCAGAACGUGCCCUACUUCAAGGAUAAGGGCGACUCCAACUCUUCCGCCGGCUGGAAGAACUCCAUCCGCCACAACCUGUCGUUGCACAACCGGUUCAUGCGCGUGCAGAACGAGGGGACCGGCAAGUCGUCUUGGUGGGUACUCAACCCCGAUGCCAAGCCGGGCAAGUCCACGCGCCGCCGUGCCAACACCAUGGAGGGCGGCCGCUACGAGAAGAAGCGAGGCAGAGUCAAGAAGAAGCUUGAGGCGCUCCGGAACGGCCAGGAGAUGACGCCGUCCCCGUCGUCGUCGCUGAGCGAGAGCCUGGACCUGUACCCCGACUCCCCCCACACGCACCCCGUGCACAGCGCGUACAGCCAGCUCUCUCCGCAGGACUACCGGCCCAGGGCCUCCUCCAACGCCUCCUCCUGCGGGAGACUGUCCCCCAUCCCCGCGAUAGAGUCCGAUAUGCAUGAUUCACAGGUACCGCCCAUGUCCCCUGGCAUCGGUGGGUGGGGCGGAGAAUACUGGCCCCACCACGCCCACCCGCACCCGCUCGCCCACGACCGGUAUGCCGACCAGUUAGUGGACUCCAUGGGCGAAGGGCUGAAGCUCGGGCCGGACUCCUGGGGCGGCCCAGCACGCCCGCCCAACCCCCAAGACUGUAUGAAGAUGUCACAGCUGUCCCCGCACGGCCCGCCCACCUCGCACAUGAACGGCUACGUCACCCACCACCACCACAACCACCACCCGCAGGGCUUCAGUACCUUUGAAGAUUUUCGUUUCAACCCCCACAACCCCCACGGGCCGGCCUUCCCCCACCCGCCCGCACAGCAUCCGCCCACACCCCACCAAGACAAGAUGGCAACGCCCACACGCCCGCAUCCACACAAUAACUACUCCCUGACCAGUCUACAGGCCUUGUCCCCGGCACACAGCGUCCACAGUCUGUCGCCCACGCAGCCACUUGGGGAGGGGCACUACCCAGGGCCCGGAGGCGAGGCGCACCAGCCCUCCAACUUCCCUUCCACCCCCACCUCACAGCCACAACACACUCACUCCGCCCACACUGCCCUCUCGGCGUCCAACAGUGAACCUAAUAUGCUCAGGGCAGCAUUAACCCACCGUGAACAGCAGCAGCAGCAACAGCAACAACAGCAGCAGCAACAACAACAACAGCAGCAGCAACAACAGCAACAGCAGCAGCAGCAGCAGGGCCACAAUAGCAGUCCAGGGAGUGGUAGCGCGGGCGGCGGCGGUCAGUCGGGUCACAACGGAGCGUCCGGUGGUGGGUCUGGUGGUUCUGUGCCAAUGCAAGACUUUGUGGACUUCGACACCCCGAUUCAGGGUGGCUUGGACUGUAACGUAGAGGAGGUGAUCAAGCAUGAGCUACAGGUCGAGGGGAACCUGGACUUCUCCUUCCCACAAGCUCAUCACGGACACCACGCCCACGCACAUGCCCAUGCACAUGCCCACGCCCACGCCCAUGGGCACCCUGACACCCCUCAGAUGGCCGUGCCCUCGGGGAUGCCCUACCCAUGCUCGUCCAUCGCAGCCGGGAACCAGUGGGUCCGCUAGAAAGGUGCGAGAAAGACUAAGAGGUCCAGGACCUGAACGCUAGCAAGAACUCAUCACAACGCACACAUCGGAUCACCAGCUUGACAGCUUGAAGCUUUCCCAGCCCAUGAAGAGGUUCUAGCCGACCUGAGGUGGCCUGGGGCGCUGAGGCCAGGUCGACUCGAGGCGGCCUGGGGCGCGGAGGCCCGCCGACGCCCGCCCUGGCCGCCGACCGCCUCCUCGCCUGCGGUCGGGACGGCAACGGACCGAAAAUGAGCAUGUCGAGCAAAUUUUGUGAUAUUUUAUGCAGAAAAAAUAUAUCUCGGAGCUCACAAGAGCAGGUGGUAUAUAUUUUCUUCCACUAUGAUCCAAAGCGAUUUCCCCUCAGCGUCGGACGGACAGUCCAGCCGCGCCGAGACCAGCGUCGCCUCGCUGCCGAAGAGGUGGCCUUUCCGUCUCUACUCGCAGUAGGGAACGGAAACGGAGAAUCUCCCGCCGGGCCUCGGGCGGGGCUAGAACCGCGCAGAACCUGGCAGUUAGUGAACGCUGAAACGAUAUCCUCAUGGGUGCGGAAAGAAAAAGAAACAGCUGAUGUGGCCAUCUUAGGUGUUCCUCAAGAUGAUGUGUGAUGUGUUAACUGCUAAAGACAAUCAAACUAUCAAGAGUUAUCAAGAUGAAAGUGAAGGUGAUUGUGAUGAAACUCUUUAACCAUAGCGGUGGUUGUGAAGAAGAUAAGUGGAUAACGAUAGGUUUCGAUGAAUAAUAACUUCUGUUGUAAAGAUGUUGUGAUAGAGAUAGUGCUGGAGGCUAGGCUGGGAGAGACAGGACUCGCGCCGGCCGUCUCCAAGCAUAAUGUUCAGUGUGAUAUGCAGGGUUUCCCACCUGCCUGAUGCUAGCGGGCGGCCGACGACUCCUUCGGCUCCACAGGGAGACUGCCGGGUCAGACGCUUGGGACGUGGCGUGUGAGUUGGGAUUCAGUGCGAUGCUCGUCCUCAGCCCAGCUGGGCGGGGGCGUCAGGGCGGAGGUGCUCGCCCGCCGGUCAUUCAUUGCUGCAGACCACGCGGGGCGACGCGGCAGAGCACCGGGAGCGGAGCCUACGCAGUGCACGAGGGAAACUGAAGUGGCGGAGGAAACUUCCUUGCUCACCCACGCCAAUAUCGCCAGUCGUGGAAAGUGUCAUGGUGCUUUUCAUACAUUGUAUAAAUUUAAUAGAAUUACAGUUUUAGCAAUGACCAGCUUAUGUAACGCAGCAAUGAACCUUUGUAUUUUCAUAUGCAGAAAAAUGUCUACCCUCAUUUUGUUGUCCACAAAAAUCCGCGCAUUUUUAAUACCAUCAGCCCAGGUCAGUCACGCAGUUAUUAUUUAUCUAAAAGAAGUUUAGCCUCGCAUAACUGCACCGUAUGAUGAAUGUCUGAGCAAAUAAAACAAAGGCUUCGAUGUUCUUGCUGCAGAAGUGAAGCGAGACGGGGUUCGAGUGGCAAUUAAUAACUGAUUGUAUCCCUUGAAAAAGACUUUCACACGAAAUACCUGAAGGAGCAGUCAGCCGUGGAGUGAACAGACAUUUUGGUGUGUAAUUUGUUGAACUCUAUUUUACCCGUCGUUCUAUGCUUAAAUGCAACAGUCGAGCUGUAACCAUUAGGCUGGUUCCUAGACGAGGUAAUCUUUUGUUUAUUGGUCAAGCCUCAUUGUUCAUGAUUCAUAUGUUAAAGCAUAAAAGUGAAUCGUCAUAAAUGGGACUGACGGAAUGGGGCAGCAAACUGCAUGCAUUCUGCUGGCAGGGUAUUCUUUGUGUAGCAUCGCAUGUGGACGUUACGACUCCAACUCUCAAGUAGUUGGUGAACAGCCAGUGGUCGCCUUCGUCGGGAGGUCGCACGGGAAGGAUGACCUAAGCCACAAGGUCUUCGGCUCGCGGGUGAAGGCGUUGUGUGCACGGACUUGCUGCGUACCUCGUGCCUGGAGACCAGAAGAUAUCUACGUAAGUUGCACAGCACUUGCACCGCGGGGGAAUCGUGCAACCGUUCCCUUGAACAGAGAGGGCCAGUUACUUACCCAGGCCAGAUUACUCCACCAAGCCUUCAGGGAGUGAACGCUCGUCCUCACCAAAUACUUGAGAAUUAGGUUACCUGUAUGUGUAAACUCCGCUGGCUGGCGUUUGUACAUAAUAGUUUAUUCCUAUGUACAUACAUUUUUUAUGUCGUAGGUCUUACUAGAAACAGAGCCUUGAAGCAGUCGGCAGAAUUGUUAGUUUUAUAUUGUAGUUCCGACUGGUUUAUAAUGUCACAAUCACGUAUGGACGUAGAUCCCUUUUACUGUCUGGUUCAUGUAUUGAAAUUAAGAUUCUUUACGCUGGUUCUUGUUUCGUAUGUGACGCCAGAGUCUUUAUCCUGGUUCAUCUAUGAUACUAAUAUUCAUAAUGCUGGUGCGCGUGCAGUGCCGAAUUCGUUACGCAGAAUCGUCUUCAGAGAUCGGAGUUCUGACGGUUAGCUCGCCAUCGCCGGGCGGGCGCGGGGCAGGAGCCGGCGGGGGCCCUCCUCUCGGGCGCCGGGAGACCACCGCCCGGCGUCGCGAAGGGCGGACUCGCGGACCUGGGCUCGUCUGCGCGACGGAGGGCCCGGGCGACGAGGGGGCUCGCAGGCAGGCUUCGGGGUCGUCGACUGAGAGCGGAAGGGGCAGAGGGAGGCGAGGUCGGGGGGAGGGGGCGCGGCCAGAGGGAGCGCGGAAGGCGGGAAAGGAAUUGUUAUGCAGUUGUUGAUAAAUUUAAACAGGGAUUCGGGUGCUUCAAGUAAACACUACACUUUCUCAUUACAAGCUUCCUAAGCUUUUUAGCUUCUUAUUAUUUCUUUAUGUUAUUUUCAAUAUGAUGUAAAUGCAUCACGCUAAGCAAAUUGUUCAUAUAUAU
Molecule: messenger RNA, 5182 nt
Organism: Penaeus indicus
Lineage: Eukaryota; Metazoa; Arthropoda; Malacostraca; Decapoda; Penaeidae
Product: forkhead box protein O-like
Exons: 8
Coding region: 216-2303 (695 amino acids)
Biological process (GO): regulation of transcription by RNA polymerase II
Cellular component (GO): nucleus
Molecular function (GO): RNA polymerase II cis-regulatory region sequence-specific DNA binding; DNA-binding transcription factor activity, RNA polymerase II-specific
Source: RefSeq, a predicted model, not a curated record